Molecule: messenger RNA, 2158 nt
Organism: Magnolia sinica
Lineage: Eukaryota; Viridiplantae; Streptophyta; Magnoliopsida; Magnoliales; Magnoliaceae
Product: BTB/POZ domain-containing protein At1g03010-like
Exons: 4
Coding region: 129-1991 (620 amino acids)
Molecular function (GO): protein binding
Source: RefSeq, a predicted model, not a curated record
GAUGAAAAUGGCUUAGAUUUGAGAGAGAGAGAGAGAGAGAGAGAGAGAGAGAGAGAUUCUACCACUCCUUAAAUGAAAAUGGCUUAGAUUUUAGAGAGAGAGAGAGAGAGAGAGAGAGAGAGAGAGAGAUGGGUGUGGCUACGGUGAGUGAAUUGAAGCCGAGUGUUUCGGGGAAGAGAUCGUUUCGGCCGAGUUCAAGCGCCCGACACGCUACGGAAUGGCCACUCUCUGAUGUUUCUAGCGAUCUUACAGUCGAAGUUGGAGCCACGAAAUUCUCACUACAUAAGUUCCCUUUGGUUUCUAGGAGCGGCAAGAUCCGAAAACUGUUGUCUGAAGCAAAGGAUACAAAACAGUCGAGGAUAACUUUUCAAGCUUUCCCAGGUGGCCCGGAAGCGUUUGAGUUAGCCGCAAAGUUCUGUUACAGUAUAGCCAUUGAUAUCACACUCUUAAAUGUAGCCAUGCUGCGAUGUGCGUCCCAUUAUCUCGAAAUGACAGAGGAAUAUGCCGAUAGGAACUUAGAAAUCCUCACUGAGAUCUAUCUCAAAGAAACUGUUAUCCCCAACAUCUCCAACUCGAUAAUUGUUCUUCAUCGUUGCGAAACUCUCUUACCCAUCGCAGAAGAAAUCAACAUGGUUAGUAGACUUAUCAAUGGGAUUGCAUCGAAUGCCUGUAAAGAGCAACUUACAUCUGGCUUAUCCAAACUCGAGCAUAACCUACCUGUCAGAACCUCAACCAUUGAAGCGGAGACUCCAUCGGAUUGGUGGGGUAAGAGCCUUACAGUUCUUAAUCUUGAUUUUUUCCAAAGAGUCCUAUCCGCUGUAAAAUCAAAGGGUCUAAAUCAGGACAUGAUUGGCAAGAUCUUGAUAAACUACUCUCAGAAUUCUCUUCAAGGUCUCAUGGUUAGAGAUGUCCAAUCGGUUAAAGGAAGCUUCCUGGACUUGGAAUUGCAAAAGAAACGGAGGGUGAUUGUCGAAGCAAUAGUUGGUUUACUACCUACCCAAUCAAGGAAAAGUUUGGUACCAAUCGCAUUCCUUUCAAGUCUGUUGAAAACUGCUAUAAUGGGCUCCGCAUCAGCCGCUUGCAGAGUGGAUUUAGAGAGAAGAAUUGGGUUGCAAUUAGACCAAGCGAUUCUCGAAGACAUCCUGAUUCCAGCAAUCCCGCUCGGUAACAACCACCCGUUGUAUGACACGGACUUAAUUUCAAGGAUCUUCUCCAUUUUCUUGAACUUGGAUGAGGAAGAAGAUGACACAAAUCAUCUAAGGGAUGAGAAUGACAUGAGCUUUGAGUAUGACAGCCCAAGGUCUCCUAAACAAAGUGUAAUUCUGAAGGUAUCAAAGCUCUUGGACACUUAUCUGGCAGAAAUAGCAGUAGACGCGAACUUGAUGCCAACAAAGUUCAUUGCUCUAGCUGAGUUACUACCUGACCAUGCCCGAGUUGUGAGUGAUGGAUUAUACAGAGCCGUCGAUAUUUUCCUAAAGGUUCAUCCCAAUAUCAAGGAUUCUGAACGCUACCGCCUCUGCAAAACCAUUGACUGUCAAAAGCUAUCCCAAGAAGCCUGCAGCCAUGCAGCUCAGAAUGAACGGCUACCAGUGCAAAUGGCGGUCCAAGUUCUGUAUUUUGAGCAGAUACGGCUUCGAAACGCCAUGAAUGGAGGACAUGCCCAGAUCUUCUUUGGGUCCACCAACAGCCACUACCCACAACGUUCUAGCAGUGGAGCCGCCUCCCCAAGAGAUAAUUAUGCAUCGGUGAGGAGAGAAAAUCGAGAGCUGAAGCUCGAAGUUGCAAGAAUGAGGAUGAGACUGACCGAUUUAGAGAAAGACCAUGUCUCAAUGAAACAGGAGAUGGUUAGAACAAAUCCCGCCAACAAGUUACUCAGAUCUUUCACUAGAAAACUAAGCAAACUCAAUGCUCUAUUCCGGGUAGAGUUUGGAAAAUCUAGUUCAGAAGCUCGGUUGCUGUUUCAGAAGCGGAGGCGACACUCUGUUUCUUGAAUCUAUGAAUGUAUAAGAGUGUAUAAAUAUCGUGAUUGUGUUAAGUUAUAGAUAACCUAGAGACCCAUCUUCGAUUGAAUUUCUAUUAUGGCUUCCAUCGAAGAGUUGCAAAGGUACUCGAUUGAUCUAGUGUAGCAAAUGAAUGAUUGUAGCCAGUGUUCAUAGUA